AUAUAUCUAGGUGGAAGAGGGUAACAUUUGGGAAGUUUUGGAAGCCUCGAGGUCUUCUCAGAAUAGGAACGCGAAAGAUCGAAUGUUGAGGUUCCGAAAUUUCUUCUGCCGAUCGAAGCUCGCCGCCACCGUUAUCUGGAUCUCCGUUUCCGUCCUUGUCUACCUCGCGUUUCGAAUCUCCCUGGAGAGCUCCGAUCCCUCCCGGGCGCUCGUCACAUCCUCCGAUUCCGAGUCUAGGAUGUCGAUCUUGGAGCGGCGGAAGAUUUUGUAUGAUAAGAUGGCUAAGGACUUGGAUGAGCACGGCGCAGCAUUCUUGAAGCACGGAGAGACUUCACAGUCACUGUCGAUUUCAGAUCUAUUUGAGCAGAAAAAUGAUUCUGUUACUCCGGUGCUGAAGAUGGCGGACCCUCCUGUUCGGGCAACGGUGCUUCACUUGAACAGUGAACACUCAAUACCAAUUUCGGAAGCAGUUAGAGAGAUAUUUCUUCCCUAUUUUAACGGAGUUAUCUGGUUUCAAAAUGUGAGCAUAUACCACUCGAGCAUGUUUCACGCAUCCCAUCAUAUCACACCUGUAACUGCAACCGAUGAUGAGAUUGAAGAUGAGGCAAACACUGUAAGAGGUGUUGCAGAAGUUCUGUGCCCUCUGAAAAUUGUCUUGGAUAGAGUCGUGUUGACAUCGACAGGUGUGCUGCUGGGAUGCUGGCAGGUGACCUCUGGUACUGAUCCCGCUGUUAUUCGGGCUAAACUGAGAGACGCCCUUCCACGUGCACCUAAAAAGCAACUGUAUGAUUCCGUUCUACUUCAUACUUCAUUUGCAAGACUUCUUGGACGUCCUAAAAUCUUAUUGGAGAAGCUGGAAACACCUUCUAAUCAACUCCAGUUGUUUCAUGAGCUUGUUUCGCAGCUUAACAAGAAGCUUCAAGGUUUUGAGGCGACCAUGUCUGAGCUCUGGUUUGUGGAAGAAUAUGAUGUGCUGGCACUGGCAUUGAAUGGAAGAAUGAAGACAAGGAGAUUUCCUCUUAGUUGCACAGGAAAUUAAGCCUAUUGAAGGAGGUAACACGAAUUUCAUAUAUGUGAUGAUAUUGAGGUAUGAUGAUCUUCUAGAUAUACUGUUUGUUGAAGAACAUGGAUGAAACAACAUGCUGCCAAUGUAGAAGGGAAAACCAAGACCAGGUGAUGAGUGUAGAAUAUUCACUGGAGUUAUAGUGUAUCAAUAGUAACAAUUUGACUCAACUUUUGGCUAGUAGAAUCUCGAAUCAAUAAUUUGGCUGGUAGAUUUUGACUCUACUCAGGGCGACACAACAAAUAUCCGCAUGAUUUUAUACAACAGAUCACGAAAUCAAGAGCGAGCAAGACUUUUACCAAGGAUAUCAACAAGUUAAUUGGAAGGAAUUAGACAAAGCAAGAGAAGACCUUGGAGAUAGUGAUGAAUAAGAUGGCAAUUGAUAUUAAUUUGUUGAGUUUGCUUGUUAUAUAUGGGUGGUGAUUUUGUUAAUCAUUAUAUCUAGUGGGGAACUCUCUAGCUUUUGUCUGCAUUUUCUAAUGAUGAAUUUGCUGAUAUCCUUCUUCCUUAAUCUGUUAUGUCGACUCAAAUUGAUACCUGCUAUUCUAUCUUCAGUUAACGGGA
This is a messenger RNA of Musa acuminata subsp. malaccensis (wild Malaysian banana), 1627 nucleotides long. RefSeq lists its product as uncharacterized. NCBI's taxonomy places the organism in Eukaryota, Viridiplantae, Streptophyta, Magnoliopsida, Zingiberales, Musaceae. The record is from RefSeq and is a predicted model, not a curated record.